This is a messenger RNA of Aptenodytes forsteri (emperor penguin), 817 nucleotides long. RefSeq names its product 3-hydroxyacyl-CoA dehydratase 2 (gene HACD2). The transcript has 7 exons. Lineage: Eukaryota; Metazoa; Chordata; Aves; Sphenisciformes; Spheniscidae. Gene Ontology annotation, molecular function: 3-hydroxyacyl-CoA dehydratase activity. Gene Ontology annotation, biological process: sphingolipid biosynthetic process; fatty acid elongation; very long-chain fatty acid biosynthetic process. The coding region runs from base 1 to 669 and encodes 222 amino acids. The record is from RefSeq and is a predicted model, not a curated record. Gene Ontology annotation, cellular component: endoplasmic reticulum membrane.
AUGAGCAAGGGGCUGGAGCUCCUCUGGGAGCCACAUACUUUACCAGUCGCUUGGUUAAGAUGGCUUGUUAUUGCAGUUGGUCUAGUUCGAGCAUACCUGGCUAAAGGUAGCUACCAUAGCCUUUACUAUUCAAUAGAAAAGCCCCUGAAAUUCUUCCAGACUGGAGCUUUGCUUGAGAUUCUGCACUGUGCAUUUGGCAUUGUUCCCUCUUCUGUUGUUCUGACUGCUUUCCAAGUGAUGUCAAGGGUUUUCCUGACGUGGGCAGUAACACAUAGUGUAAAAGAGGUACAAACUGAAGAUAGCGUUCUGUUGUUUGUGGUGGCCUGGACAAUCACUGAGAUAAUCCGUUAUUCUUUUUAUACGUUUAGCUUGUUAAACCAUCUCCCUUAUCUCAUUAAAUGGGCCAGGUACACUUUGUUUAUAGUAUUGUAUCCAAUGGGAGUCUCGGGCGAACUACUCACAAUAUAUGCUGCACUACCCUUCGUCAGGCAGUCUGGCUUGUAUUCUAUUAGUUUACCUAACAAGUACAAUUUUUCUUUUGACUACUAUACAUUCCUGAUCCUGGUUAUGAUCUCUUACAUUCCAAUCUUUCCCCAGCUGUAUUUUCAUAUGCUACAUCAGAGGCGAAAGGUACUCUCCCACACUGAAGAACACAAGAAGUCGGAGUAAUUCCAACUCUUUUUCAGAACUUUUCAAACAUCAAGAUGCUGCAGAUUUUCAAUACCCAGCACAUUUAUAAAGAAUAUACCAGGAUAAAAUAAGUCAGAGGUAAAAGACCAAUAAUUUAGCAAGAAUAACCAAUAUAUCUGAUUUCACU